CACACGUACAAAUGGUCGUUGCAUAUGGCUGACGGCCCGGGCUUGUCUUAUCCACUAUAAAGUCAGUAGAGAUGAACGAAGCGACAGGUAGUAAAAAGAUGCGAACUUUUUCCUUCUUUUUCGUCUUCUAUCUUCUCUCCCUAGCAGCUGCCGCCGACUGGUAUACAGUCGAGUGGGAUGCCACCACUUUCACGGCGAUGUCGGGUGAUAUGCUCGUUCCCGACCUGCCGACACCCGGAGGUACCCCCUACGUCUGGCCAGGAUUGCAGUCCAAACGGCGUCCUCCAAGCUGUGCUGGACGGGCGAAGCGGGACAUGGUGGAUUGGGGACGGGUUCUAUGGCACGCCCUCGCUCUCUUGGGGUAACGGAUUCAACGUGUAUCCCGGAGAUACAGUGCAUUUUGAGUUUAGUGUUGUGAGUUUAGAUGUCUCUCAGAAUCCAUCUGCAAACAUUGCCUGUGCAGAGCGGGACCGAAUGGACGUGCACCCUCUCAUCUGGCUCCAAUUCGGCGUCGACUGUACUGGACAUAACAGGAAACACUAUGAAUCGUGCUAUCUUUGCUGUCGAGGUAACUAGUAUUAUUCUUCCCUUCUUCCUCUCAUUCGUUUCGCUCUCAGCUGUACGACGUUGCAUUCGAUUUCGGCCCGAUCGUCUAUAGUAACGUCAAGAUCACUGCUACAACUGCCGCAUCGAGU
Desarmillaria tabescens is the source of this 695-nucleotide messenger RNA. RefSeq lists its product as uncharacterized. Lineage: Eukaryota; Fungi; Basidiomycota; Agaricomycetes; Agaricales; Physalacriaceae. The transcript is spliced from 3 exons. Bases 178 to 576 code for a protein of 132 amino acids. The record is from RefSeq and is a predicted model, not a curated record.